AUGUUUCAACUGUUUUCCAAAAUAACAGAAACUCAUAAUAUUGAUUGGAAAACACAGCUCUGUGCACAAGCUUAUGACGGAGCAUCAUGCAUGCAAGGUAUUUAUUCAGGUUUAAGAACACACAUACAGAAAGAAAACCCCAGAGCUGUUUAUAUCUGGUGUUUUGCUCAUGUAAUUAAUUUAGUGGUUGUUGACACGUGUGACUGUUCUGUAGAAACAAAAGUAUUUUUAGGAGAUAUUCAAGCAAUAAACGAAUUUAUGCGAGCUCGCAAAAGAACAGCAAAAUGUAUUCAUUAUCAAAAAGAAUGUUUUCCAAAAGAUCGAAUUCGGCGUCUUAAGCAUUUUUCUACUACCAGAUGGACAUCUCAUGGGAGAGCUAUUGAUGUAGUUUAUGAAAAAUAUUAA
Macrosiphum euphorbiae (potato aphid) is the source of this 405-nucleotide messenger RNA. The record is from the annotation of a GenBank genome assembly. NCBI's taxonomy places the organism in Eukaryota, Metazoa, Arthropoda, Insecta, Hemiptera, Aphididae.